Molecule: messenger RNA, 8892 nt
Organism: Camelina sativa (false flax)
Lineage: Eukaryota; Viridiplantae; Streptophyta; Magnoliopsida; Brassicales; Brassicaceae
Source: RefSeq, a predicted model, not a curated record
UUUCCUUUUAAAAAUUGGGAGGGAAGGGGGAAAGGCGGAGACGGGAGCGAGCGUAGCUCCAGCGAAUCUGAAAUGGCCAACGACAAUAAUCUCUCCAGCUUGGCUCACGAACUCCGUGAACGGGUCGCCGCAUCCUCGUCCACUCCGGCUAACAACAACUCUUCCGGAGAAGAAGAUGAUGCUCUAGUGAUUCGAUUUCGGGUAGUCAUGCCCAAUCUUUUGAAUACCUACCUUGUUCCUUCUCUCGGUAACGGGAGGAAAGUUACAGCUGUUCUGAAGCUUGUUGGUCAUACAGCAAGGAACAUUCCAGGAGUUUUCUAUCACGGAAGCCCAGCGGCUAUUCUCCCUGUGAUUGCUCGUAUUAUCCCCUUCUUUGCUGAACCAGACUUUGUUCCUGCGCAUGGAUUACUACUUGAAACUGUUGGCUCUCUCUUAAUGUUGCUGCGUUCCAACUCAAGGAAGGCGUACCGGAUGUUCUUCCAUGACUCUUUGCAGGCCAUUGAAGAUAUGCAACCUAUUGCAUCACGUCACUCAAAUGAACCAGAAAUCUGUGAAUCUCACAUCCCAUUUAGGUGUUUCUGUAUGUCCUUUUCUGGAAUUUGGGGUGAUACUUGUCAUCUCUGUGAUCUGCCAGAUGCUAAUAAGCCCAGAGAUGGGGAUGGCCUUGUGUUGAACUUAUUGGGAGCCGAACGAUGGCAACCUUUUGCUACUUGUAUCCUUAAGCUCAUCUGUAAAUGCCUAACUGAGGGGACACUCUACGUCCACGGUCUCAUCCAUACAUCAUUUGUCAAAGCUGCUUGUUCUCUACUAUGCGGUGGUGGUGCAGAUGUGCAGAUGGCAUGCUUUGAAGUUGCUUCUCUUGUCGGAUCAAUCCUUACUUUCAACAUCCUCCCUCAUGUGGGCUUGAUACAGUCAAUCAUCCUCCUUUUAAGUGCAGAUGAAGAAGGACUUCCUGUGUACAGAAAUGCGAUUUACGAUGCUACUAUUGGGCGUUUCCUUACGGCAUUAUAUUCCAGCUGUUCUGAUGUCGCUAUCAAACUAACUGCAGAAAGUUUAGUGUUGGUCUUCCCUCAUGCUUUACAGAGAACAAACAGUGAGGAGCUUAAGGCUUCCCUGUGCGGAGCAUAUGCACGGAUUGUGAAAUCUUGUCCUCCUCGUAUAUGGAAGCUACAUUGCCUUCCAGAGUUGCUUCAUCUUUCAAAACCUUGUUAUCAAUUGAUAGAAUGUUUUAAAGCAGUUCUUGUAGUUCUUGGACCUGGUUGUGUUCGACGUAAGACAACCAAAUGUGGUAGUCAUACAUCAACAGCAAGUGAUACACCUGUCCUAGAAAUUAACAUUGGAAAAAAAAGGCAUAUUAAGGAUGGACGUGCUUACAAAAGGAAGCGCCAAAAGGUUGGUGAUGAUAUUCAACGAGGGGUUUACUUGGAUCCUGAAUUUUCCAGUGAGACUGAUGGAAAAGAUGCUCUUAGUCUGCGUGAGAUGCUUAUUUCAACUGUAGAAUCUUUAAAGCCUCCACCUGCUGGACCUAGUCUGUUACAGACUGAAAUUUCAAUUGUGGCACUUACCAUGCUCAGCAAUGCAUUUUGUUUCUCUCCCUGGACUGACAUGACUCAUCGCUUGUUUCACCAGAUGUAUGCCUGGAUUCCCUGGAUAGCUGAGCAGGUUGAGAAAGAAAAUCCUAUAAUGUUCGACAUUUCUAUUUACUUGGAAGGAAUUCACAAUGUGCUGCUCGUGCCUGAUUUGGAUUCACGGUAUGAAUAUACAAGUAAAGGGAAUGAUCUGGUUGCCAUACAAUUCCUGCUGAAGCUUCCUUGGACGCACUGCAUGCUGUUUAAGAAGCCUAGCUCUCUAGUAAAGUCUAAGUGUUUAUCUGUGGGAAUAUGGACAAAGCUUGGUUUACAAGAUGGGAGUGGUUUUAAUAUUUUUAAUCGGGCUCUUUCUGACGAUUUUGAACAAGUGCGAGCUGUUGCUGUUAUCUCUAUGCCCCUCAAAGUUCUUUUCUCUGGUCUUGAUGCCCUUCUUCAUAUAUUUCCAAGACUGGAGGAUUUGUUGAAAGAAAAGCAAUUGAUGGUUAAGAAGGCCAUUCCUCAGUCCCUUGGCUUCUUAUCUUGUCUUUAUGGGUCAAGUACAACCCGCUCAGAGAAAACUGCAUGCCAUUUAUUCCUACAUGAAGAUUUGAAGAAAGAUGAGACUCUGAAUUGUCUACUUCAAGGGUUCCAAUGUUCAAAGUGUGAUAAAUUUAUCGAAAGUAAAGAUGAGAAGCAUUUCAUAAUCAUAGAGCCUCCAGAGAUGGUGAAAUUGGAAAUGGACCAUCAUCGUGAUUACUUUAACCUUCAAUUAUAUUUUAAUCUUCUCAAUGACGAGUCUUCUGAAGAGACUCAGCUAGCCUGCGUAGAAGUAAUAAGGAGAAUUCUUGGCCACACACCCCCAGAUGUUCUGGUCAGAACAAGGUCUCAAUGGAUAGAAUGCCUUGAAUAUCUGUUACUUCAUGUUAAUACAGAUGUAAGGGAAGCAUUCUGUGCUCAGAUUGGUAUCUUUGUACAGCAUCCUAUUUUGGGCUGUUUGUUUCAUGGUGAAGAUGCUAUGGAACAAAGUUGCGAACAAAAGUUUUUUAGUUUGAUUGAACAUUCUCUAGCAACAGCGAAGGAUCUUCUUGUCAUCCAGACUCUACUGGAAACGACAGCUGAAGUUAUGGUAGCUGUUGAUGUUACCAGUGAGCUUUUCUUGUUUUGCCUUUUCCUGCUGAUUGAUCAGCUUGAUCAUCCNACAAUUGAUGAUUUGAAGAAAGAUGAGACUCUGAAUUGUCUACUUCAAGGGUUCCAAUGUUCAAAGUGUGAUAAAUUUAUCGAAAGCAAAGAUGAGAAGCAUUUCAUAAUCAUAGAGCCUCCAGAGAUGGUGAAAUUGGAAAUGGACCAUCAUCGUGAUUACUUUAACCUUCAAUUAUAUUUUAAUCUUCUCAAUGACGAGUCUUCUGAAGAGACUCAGCUAGCCUGCGUAGAAGUAAUAAGGAGAAUUCUUGGCCACACACCCCCAGAUGUUCUGGUCAGAACAAGGUCUCAAUGGAUAGAAUGCCUUGAAUAUCUGUUACUUCAUGUUAAUACAGAUGUAAGGGAAGCAUUCUGUGCUCAGAUUGGUAUCUUUGUACAGCAUCCUAUUUUGGGCUCAACAGCGAAGGAUCUUCUUGUCAUCCAGACUCUACUGGAAACGACAGCUGAAGUUAUGGUAGCUGUUGAUGUUACCAGUGAGCUUUUCUUGUUUUGCCUUUUCCUGCUGAUUGAUCAGCUUGAUCAUCCAAACUUGAUCAUCCGAAUAAAUGCUUCAAGGCUGACCAGCCGUUCAAAUGUAGUAAGAGAAUUCGCAGAGGCUGUUUUAGGUGUUGAAACUGAAGAACUUGUGAGGAAAAUGGUCCCUGUUGUUCUUCCUAAGCUCUUGGUAUACUGGCAGGAAAAUGCUGAAGCAGCCAAUACCUUGAACGAACUGGCAAGGCUACAGAGACUGCCUGAGGCAAUAAAGAAGAUCUCAAAAGUUUUAACAAAUACCGAAGAUCUUCCUGGAUUCUUACAAAAUCAUUUUGUUGGACUCCUUAACAGUAUUGACAGAAAAAUGCUCCAUGCAGAUGAUAUUUUUCUUCAGAAACAAGCGCUGAAGCGUAUUAAGCUGCUCAUUGAGAUGAUGGGCCAUUAUCUCAGCACAUAUGUGCCUAAGCUUAUGGUUCUCCUUAUGCAUGCCAUUGACAAAGAUGCACUUCAGAGCGAGGGUCUCUUGGUAUUUGCGGCACUCAUCCCCUUCUUGGAGAAAGAGAAGGAAGGUCCUCAUGUUCAUUUGGAGGAAGUGGUAAAUAUUCUUGAAGAACUUGUUUUGAAGAAUAGAGAUAUACUAAAGCAGCGCAUUUGUGAGUUUCCCCUCUUACCUAGCAUACCGUCUUUAGGAGAAUUGAACAAUGCUAUACAAGAAGCACGUGGAUUAAUGAGCCUGAAAGAUCAGUUCCGGGAUAUUGUAAAUGGUAUGAAACAUGAGAACCUGAAUGUUAGAUACAUGGUGGCAUGUGAGCUAAGCAAAUUGCUGUAUCACAGAAAUGAAGAUGUUGCUGCACUAAUUGCUGGUGAACUUGUCUCAGACAUGGAAAUCAAAGAGGACAAGAAUCUGCUCUCAGUUUUGCAAUUGUAUCACUCACGGAUUGGUUCUGACAACCAAGAAAUUUUUGCUGCUGCGUUGCCUGCACUCUUAGAUGAGCUUGUAUGCUUUGUGGACAUUGCUGAUAUACCUGAGACAGAUAGACGGCUACAGAGACUGCCUGAGGCAAUAAAGAAGAUCUCAAAAGUUUUAACAAAUACCGAAGAUCUUCCUGGAUUCUUACAAAAUCAUUUUGUUGGACUCCUUAACAGUAUUGACAGAAAAAUGCUCCAUGCAGAUGAUAUUUUUCUUCAGAAACAAGCGCUGAAGCGUAUUAAGCUGCUCAUUGAGAUGAUGGGCCAUUAUCUCAGCACAUAUGUGCCUAAGCUUAUGGUUCUCCUUAUGCAUGCCAUUGACAAAGAUGCACUUCAGAGCGAGGGUCUCUUGGUCUUGCAUUUUUUUGCAAGAAAGUUGGCUGCUGUAUCGCCAUCUAGCAUAAAUUAUGUGAUUUCUCAGGUAUUUGCGGCACUCAUCCCCUUCUUGGAGAAAGAGAAGGAAGGUCCUCAUGUUCAUUUGGAGGAAGUGGUAAAUAUUCUUGAAGAACUUGUUUUGAAGAAUAGAGAUAUACUAAAGCAGCGCAUUUGUGAGUUUCCCCUCUUACCUAGCAUACCGUCUUUAGGAGAAUUGAACAAUGCUAUACAAGAAGCACGUGGAUUAAUGAGCCUGAAAGAUCAGUUCCGGGAUAUUGUAAAUGGUAUGAAACAUGAGAACCUGAAUGUUAGAUACAUGGUGGCAUGUGAGCUAAGCAAAUUGCUGUAUCACAGAAAUGAAGAUGUUGCUGCACUAAUUGCUGGUGAACUUGUCUCAGACAUGGAAAUCGUGAACUCCUUAAUCACAUCUUUACUACAGGGAUGUGCAGAAGAAUCUCGAACUACAGUGGGUCAGAGGUUUAAGUUAGUCUGUGCAGAUUGUCUUGGAGCAAUAGGUGCUAUUGACCCUGCCAAAGUGAGAGUUGCUUCAUGCAGUCGUUUUAAAAUCCAAUGCUCAGAUGAUGAUCUUAUCUUUGAGCUCAUUCAUAAACACUUGGCAAGAGCUUUUAGAGCUGCACAGGAUACAAUCAUACAAGACUCAGCUGCUCUUGCCAUACAGGAAUUACUAAAGAUUGCUGGUUGUGAGCCAUCAUUAGCUGGGAAUGUUGUUCUGUUUACCCCCCAGGAGUGUGUACAAGUCAAUGUAUCUGGUUCUAGAAGAUGUGGAAGUAACAGUGAAGUGAAGGAUAGGGGGAAAAAACUAUGGGAUCGCUUCUCAAACUAUGUUAAAGAACUAAUAGCUCCCUGCUUGACUUCAAGGUUUCAGCUUCCAAAUGUGUCUGACCCUGGAUCAGCUGGACCAAUUUAUCAGCCUUCUAUGUCAUUCAGAAGGUGGCUGUCCUACUGGAUAAGGAAAUUGACAGCACAUGCAACUGGAUCCCGUGUAAGCAUAUUUGCUGCUUGCCGUGGCAUAGUGCGUCACGAUAUGCAGACAGCUACGUAUCUCUUACCAUACUUAGUUCUGAAUGUUGUUUGCCAUGGGACUGAGGCAGCACGGCUUAGCAUUUCAGAAGAGAUCCUUUCUGUUCUUGAUGCUGCUGCAUCAGAAAAUAGUGGAGUGACAAUAAACAGCUUUGGUGUUGGUCAGAGUGAAGUUUGUGUUCAAGCUGUUUUCACGCUUCUUGAUAACCUUGGGCAAUGGGUUGACGACGUGAAGCAGGGAGCAGCACUCUCAUCGUCUAUGCAGUUAUCAGGUGGUAGGCAAGUAGCACCCAAAUUGAAAGACCAGGUUUCAACCUUAACAACAGAACAGGAUCAUCUUCUUGUACAAUGUAAAUAUGUGUUGGAGCUUUUGCUUGCUAUUCCCAAGGUGACCCUUGCUAGGGCUUCUUUCAGGUGCCAAGCUUAUGCCAGGUCAUUGAUGUACCUCGAAUCCCAUGUACGUGGAAAGUCAGGCUCCUUAAAUCCCGCAGCAGAGAAGACAGGCAUCUUUGAAAAUGCUGAUGUCUCUUCUCUGAUGGGAAUAUACAGCUGCCUUGACGAGCCUGAUGGUCUUUCGGGCUUUGCAAGUUUAAGCAAAUCGUUAAGUUUGCAAGACCAAUUGUUGAUAAAUAAGAAAUCUGGUAAUUGGGCAGAAGUUUUCACUGCAUGUGAACAAGCCCUUCAGAUGGAACCAACAUCAGUUCAAAGACAUUCUGAUGUUCUUAAUUGCUUGCUUAACAUGUGCCACCAUCAGACAAUGGUCACUCAUGUUGACGGACUAAUUUCCAGAGUACCUGAGUACAAGAAAACGUGGUGCACACAAGGUGUACAAGCUGCAUGGAGACUUGGAAAGUGGGAAUUGAUGGAUGAGUAUCUUGGUGGAGCUGAUGCAGAAGGUUUACUAUUCAGUAGCUCAGACAGUAAUGCCUCCUUCGACAGAGAUGUAGCAAAGAUUCUCCAAGCAAUGAUGAAGAAAGAUCAAUACUCUGUAGCUGAGAGAAUAGCAAUUUCCAAACAAGCUCUCAUUGCUCCUCUAGCUGCUGCAGGCAUGGACUCCUAUACACGAGCAUAUCCUUUUGUUGUCAAACUUCACUUGCUAAGGGAGCUAGAGGACUUCCAGGCGGUUCUUAAUGGGGAUUCAUAUCUGGAAAAAUCAUUUUGUACAAGUGAUCCGGUGUUUUCGAAAGUAGUAGAUAACUGGGAGAACCGACUCAGAUUUACUCAAUCAUCGUUGUGGACAAGGGAACCUCUCUUAGCUUUCCGAAGACUCGUCUUUGGUGCCUGUGGGCUUGGUGCUCAAGUUGGGAACUGUUGGCUUCAAUAUGCAAAGCUUUGCCGUUUAGCUGGACACUAUGAGACAGCUCACAGGGCAAUUUUGGAAGCUCAGGCUUCUGGUGCACCUAAUGUUCACAUGGAAAAGGCGAAACUUCUUUGGAUCACUAGGCGUUCUGACAGUGCCAUUAUAGAGCUACAACAGUCUCUCCUGAAUAUGCAUGAGGGAGUUGUUGACUCGACUGUAAUUUCUUCUAUCAAAAGCUUACUGAUGGCUCCCCCGAAUCAAGAGCCUACAGUUCGUAACACACAAUCUUUCAAAGAAAAAAAAGAUGUUGCAAAGACUCUUCUUUUGUAUUCCAAAUGGAUCCAUCACAGUGGGCAGAAACAAAAGAAAGAUGUUUUAAAUCUUUACACCCAAGUCAAGGACUUGCUGCCCUGGGAGAAGGGAUAUUUCCAUUUGGCUAAGUAUUAUGAUGAACUAUAUGUUGAUGCAAGAAAGUGUCAACAAGAGAGCUCUUUAUUGAGCUCUGCAGGCAGUAAAAAGGGAUCUGUCUCGUCGAACUUAAGCACUGAGAAAGCAGGGUGGGAUUACCUAUUUAAGGGAAUGUACUUCUAUGCCAAGGCACUUCACAGUGGGCACAAGAAUCUCUUUCAAGCACUUCCGAGGUUGUUAACACUAUGGUUUGACUUUGGUACUAUCUAUAAAACAAGUGGCUCAGCGGGAAAUAAAGAAUUGAAAAGUACUCAUAUGAAGAUAAUGAGUUUAAUGAGAGGCUGCUUAAAGGAUCUACCAACCUAUCAGUGGUUAACUGUGUUGCCUCAGUUGGUUUCUAGAAUUUGUCACCAGAAUGGGGAUACAGUACUCAUGGUUAAAAAUAUCAUCACCUCUGUUCUACAUCAAUUUCCUCAGCAAGGGCUCUGGAUUAUGGCAGCUGUUUCAAAAUCUACUGUUCCUGCUAGGAGGGAAGCAGCUGCAGAAAUCAUACAAGGUGCACGAAAAGGUUUUAACCAAGGUGACAGAGGCCACCAUUUGUUCAUUCAGUUUGCUAGUGUGACUGAUCAUUUCAUUAAACUGUGCUUCCAUGGAGGACAACCAAGAUCCAAGGUUAUCAAUAUAGCGACUGAAUUCAGUGCCUUGAAAAGAAUGAUGCCGCUGGAUAUCAUCAUGCCAGUUCAACAAUCUCUUACCAUUAGCCUACCAGCAUUUGAUGUGAACAACAAUGAACGACACUCUGCCAGUGUAUUUUCUGAUUCAGAUCUACCAACUAUUUCUGGUAUAGCUGAUGAAGCCGAGAUACUUUCAUCCCUUCAGCGCCCAAAGAAGAUCAUUCUGCUGGGAAAUGAUGGUAUUGAGUAUCCAUUCCUCUGCAAGCCCAAGGAUGAUCUCAGGAAAGAUGCUCGGAUGAUGGAAUUUACUGCGAUGAUAAACCGCUUACUAUCCAAAUAUCCCGAAAGCAGGCGAAGGAAGCUAUAUAUCCGCACCUUUGCAGUAGCUCCUCUGACUGAAGACUGUGGUCUGGUGGAGUGGGUUCCACAUACACGUGGACUCCGCCAUAUUUUACAAGAUAUAUACAUUUCUUGUGGAAAGUUUGAUCGGCAGAAAACAAAUCCGCAAAUUAAAAGAAUAUAUGAUCAAUGCGCUGUUAAAAAGGAGUAUGAAAUGCUGAAGACCAAGAUCCUCCCUAUGUUCCCUCCGGUUUUCCAUAAAUGGUUCUUGACGACGUUUUCUGAACCAGCUGCUUGGUUUAGGUCACGUGUAGCUUAUGCUCACACCACAGCAGUUUGGUCCAUGGUUGGGCACAUUGUUGGACUUGGUGACCGUCAUGGAGAAAAUAUCCUCUUUGACUCUACUUCAGGUGAUUGUGUUCAUGUAGACUUCAGUUGCUUAUUUGACAAAGGCUUACAACUGGAGAAGCCUGAGUUGGUGCCAUUCAGAUUGACCCAGAACAUGAUCGAUGGUUUGGGCAUCACUGGAUAUGAGGGCAUNCCGGCA